GAUGCGAAGUGCUCCUCCUGAAGCAAACAUGUCAUCCACACACACAUCUUGAACAUUUCCAUGCUACGGUCUGAUCGUUAAAAUCCAGGAAGAAGUAACUCUGCAGCACAGGCAAGUGGCAGAGAUGGGCAAGAACAGAGACAAGCUGUGGUGGGGAAUGAUGAGGAGAAAGCUUUUCCGAUCUUCGCAUCACCACGGCGACAAUGCCAUCAUCGUUCUCCACACCAACAACGGAAACUUCAGCCAAGAAUCCAACAGCAGCGCCUGCCAAGAGAAUGCCGGUUCAGAUUUCACGUCAAGGGAUGACAUCGCCGCCAUCACAAUCCAAGCAUGCUUUAGGGGUCAUCUGGCGAGACGGGCGUAUAGAGCACUGAGAAGCCUCGUGAAGCUGCAAGCCGUGGUUCGCGGGGUGGUGGUACGACGACAGGCGCGCUUUGCUCUACACUGCAUGCACGCACUGGCUCGCCUUCAGGUCACCGUUCGAGCCCGACAGCUGCUACUCAAUAACUGACUGAAUAAUCAAUCACUGACGCACGCACUCCUCUUCGUCUUACUAGUAACUGUUUCUUGCCCUAAUUAAGGAUAUAUAUAUAU
Sesamum indicum (sesame) is the source of this 594-nucleotide messenger RNA. It is a transcript of the gene IQD20, whose product is annotated as IQ-domain 20. Lineage: Eukaryota; Viridiplantae; Streptophyta; Magnoliopsida; Lamiales; Pedaliaceae. Gene Ontology annotation, molecular function: protein binding. The record is from RefSeq and is a predicted model, not a curated record.